AUGGCAUCCAUUGACUCUACCAUUGCUCCCACUGUUGCAACUGCCUCUUCGGCAAAAAUAGCUUGGGAUCUCCUUUAUACAACUUAUGCCAAUUGGAGUCUCACUCGCAUCUUCAGCUUACGAGAUCAGUUGCAAAACAUGAAAAAGGCCUCCAAGACAGUUGCUACUUACAUACAUGAGAUCAGAUCAAUUGUUGAAGCUCUCAAAGUAGCGGGCUCUUCAGUGGCUUAUGAUGAACUAGUAGUCAAGAUCUUGAGUGACCUAGGUCAUAAGUACCAUGAAAUCACUGCCGCUAUAAGAGCACGCGACACAGCCCUAAGCUUUGAGGAGAUAUUCCUGAAACUCACGAACCAUGAACUCUUUCUCAAACAUCAAGAUAUUGACAAGUCAUCCUCAAUCAUCACGGCUGCAGUCGCACAAAGGACCAACUUCCGGCCCCAACAUCAGAAAAAUAAUCGUCGCUUCCCAAAUCAAUCUUCAAGACCACAAACUCCACGAUAG
This is a messenger RNA of Solanum tuberosum (potato), 501 nucleotides long. RefSeq lists its product as uncharacterized. The record is from RefSeq and is a predicted model, not a curated record. The transcript has a single exon. The coding region runs from base 1 to 501 and encodes 166 amino acids. NCBI's taxonomy places the organism in Eukaryota, Viridiplantae, Streptophyta, Magnoliopsida, Solanales, Solanaceae.